AGCCAGAGUUUCCCCUUCUUCCCUCUCUCUCAGCCCGAUUCAAGUCCUCGGUGGACAAGAGUCUUCGUUUCCCCAAUUUACGUUUGACGGCGUUUAGUGCGAUUUCUUUGACUUGUGUGGAACCACGCGAUUUGCAAUUGCCAUCAUCAGAUAAACAUACUCUUUUCAUUUACUCCAAGCAAGCAUUUGAAAUAUUUUCCUUUUUGUGGGGCGUCGUUUGGUGCGCCUCUUUCCUCUCGCAUAUCACAACAACCAUGUUUGCCCCAUUUACGGCCCCGCCGCCGACAUAUGCUUUCGACUACACCUCACCGCCUGUGUCGCCGGCUCAAGCAUACUACUCCCCACGAUAUUCGAUUCACACCGCUACGCCAUCGCCCUGUGGAUCUCCCAAAUCAGCGCACGGACGAAGGGCAACAUAUGGACAGACUCCAUUUGCAUACACGUCGCCGCGCAUGCCCUCUGGCUGGCCUCCAUACCAGUCGACGAAUUAUUACUCUACCGGAUAUACUGGAUCGUCGCAACGAAACCCAGAUUAUAUCCCCAUUUAUACUGAAGCUGCGGCGGCGGCUGACACUCCUCGUCGAUCCCGCGCCUCCACCCAUCAUCAUCGCGCUUCCUACUCGACGCAUCAUGCGACUCCACAAAAGCCGGCAAAGCAUUCGACUCCCAAGUCGCCUUCUCCAAAAGCCACCGAAGAAGAUGCGCGGCGGGCAGGCAUCCCGGCGGGAUAUUCGUACAAGAAUUGGGAUCCGACAGAGGAACCAAUCAUGCUGCUGGGAAGCGUGUUCGAUGCCAACUCGCUGGGCAAGUGGAUCUACGACUGGACCGUUUUCCACCAUGGCCCGGCAACACCGAUUGCCGAGAUUGCGGGCGAACUCUGGCUGCUCUUGAUUCAAUUAGCGGGAAAGAUGAAGCGCGGGGAAGACUGUCUGUCGCGGAUCCGAAGCAUAGAGAAUCGAGAAUUGGUCGAGGACUUUCUCGAGAGCGGUGAACGACUGUGGGCGCGCUUUCGCAAGCUGCUCAAGGCCUGUGAGGAAUACAUGUGGAAGGCUGCAAGAAAGGAGGGAGGCAAGGAGAAGAAGGUGUCCAUGGGAAAGGACAGUGGAUGUGAAUUUGUCGACGCGAUCUUUGGGCGUGACCGGGAACUGGAUCUGACCGAAAAGAUUAUGCAGGGAAUGCGAUAUUGGAAAGUGCGUUUUGACGCAAAUUGCGAGGAUAUUCUCCGACAUCCAUCCGCUUAGACCUCCUUUGCGCAAGCUGCCGGCCACACAUUACAAUGGCUGGCGACGCUGGUUCGAACGAACAACAACAACUACUAUUACUACCACUACCAUUACUACCACUACCACCCCCAUGAUAUCCCCCGUUACUGGGAAUUUCAAUUUGUCUCG
Xylona heveae TC161 is the source of this 1391-nucleotide messenger RNA. RefSeq lists its product as hypothetical. Bases 255 to 1241 code for a protein of 328 amino acids. The record is from RefSeq and is a predicted model, not a curated record. The transcript has 2 exons. NCBI's taxonomy places the organism in Eukaryota, Fungi, Ascomycota, Xylonomycetes, Xylonales, Xylonaceae.